Messenger RNA from Caenorhabditis bovis, 1290 nucleotides. The record is from the annotation of a GenBank genome assembly. NCBI's taxonomy places the organism in Eukaryota, Metazoa, Nematoda, Chromadorea, Rhabditida, Rhabditidae.
AUGAGCCGUUGGUCGUCACUCAUCUUGUUCGUCGUCGCUGCGGCGCUCGUCGUUGAGACAUUCGCCGCUUCCGACGAGCCGAUCAUUGUGCGCUCGAAACGCCAACAGUGCCGAUGUGUGAAGAAUCCGAAUGGUGGUUUGACUUGCAGUUGCGCCAAAGGACCCGCUGACGCGUCGUCGAACUCGGCCUAUAACGCGAUGCACGAUGUUCCGCAAUCGGCGGACAUUGCCAAUCAGUUGACAGCGAUUCAGCAGCGCGCGCCUGGACAAGGACAAGCGAGAUGCGGCUGCAUUCAGAUCGUCAUUCAGGGAGUGCCGCAGUACAAUUGUCAGUGUGGCGAUCAAAACGGAAAUCCGUUGCCCACCACCACCACAGUGGCACCAACCACCACUACCACCACCACCACCACGAUGAGGCCAACCACCACUUCCACCACAACCACGACAACCCCACGACCAAUUUGGAGUGAGCCGAAUACGGUGCCAACCUAUACACAGGGACCAAAUAAUGGCGCUUGCAAUUGUAUUAUGAUCAGCAUUAGCAGUCCGCAAACCGCGCAAUACCAGUGCCAGUGCGCCAAUCCGCAACAGCAACAGCAGACUUAUGAUGAUGCGUACAAUGUGCCGGGAACCCUUCCAUCGUUAACUUACACCAGCACCGCAAGCCCCACCACCACUACUACUACUACUCCAUCUACCACCACCGCCGCGCCAAUUGCACCAAUGGUGACAUUGGCGCCGCCGGCGGUGUAUCCGGCCGCCGCCACUGUGCACACAGACCAGCCAUCGUGCUAUUGUGUCGAUCCGGUCACGCACACCAUGUCCGGCUAUUGCGGUUGCACGUGCAACUGUGUGCAGCUACUGGUUUCGACGCCGAACGCGGUCUGCGGUUGCCCACAGGCUCAUGCUUACCCAAGUGAGCCGAUCGACUACACCCAGGUGUUCCCGAAUCAGCCGGCAGUUACCACACCGAUCCCAACUACCACUACCCCUACCACCACAAUGGCACCAACCACUACCACCACCACCACACGAGCCCCAACAACCGCCGCCUACUACGAGCCGCAGCAGGCUGAAAACACACAGUACCCAUUGACGACGACAUGUGUGAUGUAUGUGAAUGUGCCGACGACCGUAUGCUCGUGCCUUCCGCAAUACGAUCAGUGUGCGACGAAUGUGUGCUGUUUGAAGGCGAAAUACAGGAGCUACAAGAAGGUUGAGGAGAAGCAAGACUCGACGAUUGACAUGCUCAUGAAUGUUCUCAAGACGAUCAAGACGAAACUCGAAUAA